Diabrotica virgifera virgifera (western corn rootworm) is the source of this 14595-nucleotide messenger RNA. RefSeq names its product zinc finger protein 664-like. Gene Ontology annotation, molecular function: RNA polymerase II cis-regulatory region sequence-specific DNA binding; DNA-binding transcription factor activity, RNA polymerase II-specific. Bases 388 to 1479 code for a protein of 363 amino acids. The transcript is spliced from 4 exons. Gene Ontology annotation, biological process: regulation of DNA-templated transcription. The record is from RefSeq and is a predicted model, not a curated record. Lineage: Eukaryota; Metazoa; Arthropoda; Insecta; Coleoptera; Chrysomelidae.
UAGAUAACGCACCCUUCCUAUCCAAUCAACAGCAAGAACGUUUAAAAUUUCACACCUAUCAUGUCGAAGCUACAGAAAACUUAUGUGGAGGCCAGAUUUGUAGUAUCCUUCCAAUUUCUCAGGUGCUGAAAUACGUGACAUAUUUUUUGAAGGGUAAGAUCGCAUUCUACCAAAUCAGACAACACUUUUUUCUAUGAAUAUAUACCUCUAUGAAGAAAACACAAAACUUAUAUUUUAAUAAAAAUAGAAAAUAAAUGGAAAAUGGAAAACAACAAACAACCAAAAGUAGUAGUUUUAUUUAAAUAAAACACAAGACCGGAUUAGAGGAGAGUGAAGAGUUUCCACCUGGUAUCAGUAUAGUAAUGUGGUAGAGUUUAUUUGCUAGCUAUGGAAUUUAAAAUUGAAAUUAAAGAAGAGUUUGUUGAAUAUGACCAAAGACAUACAGAGAGUCAUCUAUCCACCUCAAUAAAUAUUGAGCACUUGAAGAAUGAACCAGAAGUUAACUCAGGUCUGACAAUAAAAGCUGGUGCUAAGGAAGAAUUUGUUGAGGGUGAUCUAAGAUAUAUAGAGAGUCAACCAUCCACUUCCCUUCAUCUAGAAGGAUUGAAGAAUGAGUCGGGUGAAUAUCACUCAGGUUUUCUUGAAGAGAAGAUCACAUCAGAAACUACGAAAACGAUACUUGUAAAGUCAUGUAGUAAAGAACAGAAUACGAACCCACAUGCUGAAGGAAAAACAUUACAAUGUGAAAUUUGUUUUAAGCAACUUGCCCAUAGAAGUUCUUUAUAUAAACACAAGAAACUUCACACAGGAGAAAAACCUUAUAAGUGUGAAAUUUGCUUUAAGCUAUUUUCUCAGGCAUUUGCUUUAAAACAACAUACAAGAACGCAUACCGAAGACAAACCUUACGCGUGUGAUAUUUGUCUUAGGCAGUUUAAUGACAUGAGAAAUUUAAAAAGACAUUCGAAGGUGCACACUGGCGAAAAACCUCACAAGUGUGAAAUUUGUUUUAAGGAGUUUACUCAAGCAAACAAUUUGAAAAGUCAUUUGAAUUUGCACGCCGGGGAAAAGCCUUACAAGUGCGAAACUUGUUUUAAACAGUUUAUGACAGCCUAUAACUUGACAAGUCAUAUGAGAUUACACACUGGAGAAAAACCUUACAAGUGUGAAAUUUGUUUUAAACUGUUUUCUCACGCAUUUUCUAUGAAACAACAUAAAAACACACACACUGGAGAAAAACCUUACAAGUGUGAAAUUUGUUUUAGGCAGUUUAGACAAAGAAGUAUUUUGAAAAUCCAUAUGAGAGUGCACACUGGGGAAAAACCUAACAAGUGUGAAAUUUGUUUUAAACAAUUUAGUCAGACAAAUACUUUGCGAAACCAUUUGAGAUCACACACAGGAGAAAAACCAUACAAGUGUGAAAUUUGUUUUAAGCUGUUUACUUACAAACGGUCUUUUGAUAGACAUGCAAAUUCACAUUAGUCGAGGCUGUAGUAAUAUUGAAUAGAUAGAUAUAACAGAUAGAAUUUUUCUUUUUUUUUUAAGACGGAGAUGUAAUAUUAUAAUACCCAGUAUAACACAGUGGCGGCCGGUGAGGUAGUGCCAUGGAGCCAUGGCACUACCAUGCAGAAACAUAUUCUUUUUUAUCUUUAAACCGUUUUAAUGCCUGUUAAUUUUUUUGUGUGUAUUUCUUUUUUCUUUAUAAAUUAUAUAAAAUGUGGCAACUGUGUAGUGCAAUACAACCCUCGCCACUCACAGCAGACAGAAUGACCGUACCAAAUGCUUAUGUGCCUCGUCUGAAAAGAGAAAGAUUUUACGGGCAUUCUAUGUAAGUGACAAUAGAGCUAUAUUGCACUUUUAAUAUACGUUUAAAUGAAACUAUUCGUGCCUGGCUCGACUAAUAUUUUUUACUAUGAUCAUAGUGGGUCGUAGAUCCAAAAAGAUUGUCGUACAGGGUAGUACAUUAUAUUUUCGAGUUUCUUUACGUGCUUGCUCGCUCGUUUUUGUAUUUAUUACAUUUUCAUUUAUUAAACUUUUUAUUAUGAAUUAUUAUAUUUUAAAUAAUUGAAAAAUUUUUAAUAAAACUUAAGUUAAAUUCAGCUUAUCGUAAUAGUCUAAUUAAACACAAUUAACAAGUGAAUAAGAAUAUAUAUGUUUCGAAUCAAAUUAUAAAUUGUAUCCAUAUGGUUUUGUGGAGCUUUCAAGUUAGUUUUGAGAAAUCACGACGAAAAGGAAAAUUCAGAAAAUAGAGGUAUCUUUAAGGAACUAUUCAAUUUUAGCCGAAUUAGACAACGACUUAGGUUCAUAUUCAGAGUUCCAAAUCUUUUAAAAGGUACCUACCUCAAAACAACCCAAAAUGAACUCCUUCAGUGCAUGUUAGAUGUUAAUCGCGAGGAAAUAAGGAAAUAAAUUGAAAAUUAUCUUUGUGUUGCAGUGAUUGCCGAUGAAACGACAGACGUCGCUGAUGAAUUUCAGUUAGUUAUAGUUUUCCGAUAUUUGUGUAAAGGGCGAUAAGUUGAGAGAUUUUGGAGAUUUUACUUGCUGGCCGGGCAUGAUGCCAAAUCAAUCACUGAAUGCAUUUUAAAUGUUUAAAUUUCUUGACACCCCAGAAAUGGUAUAUACCUAUAUAAUGUAAAAGUAUCCGUACCUAUAUUUUUAAAUUUCUAUUUUAUACCUUUUUGACAAUAUCGUGAACCCGUCACUAAAAAUUUAAACAGCUGCCCGAAUUCCGGCACUACCUACUUAAAAUGGUACGAGGCGCCACUGGUAUAACAUAUGUCUAAACCUCACGUUAAACUUUACUCAAUAUCAAUAAUCAAGUAAGAGUUUAUUGUAUAUACAGUUGAGUCAGCGAAUCUUUACCCGUGCGUCGUGCGUCAUCAUUUAAAGCAUACGAAAUAAGUCGAUGAUAAGUCGGAAAUUGAAAUUUACUAAACGCAACAGCAAGUGAAAGUAAGACCGUCCGCACGUGGGUCGAUCGAAGACACGUCUCGAAGUUCGCGCGUCUUGCUCGUCUUGUACGAACCCUGCGUCACAAGCGAUUGCCCUCCGCACACUAGUCGAUUCUGUUUUUAUAAAUUAACGCAUUUUUUAUAUAGUAACCAAAACGACUAUUUCGAUCUGUAAAGAGUACGGUAUUAUUACAUUUUUAUACAGUUGAGGAUAUUUUUCUACUUCCUCAACGAAUUUUAUAAUAAACAUCUAGAAACAGGACUUCAAUGUUUUCAGAAUUUUACAUUACAAACAAUAUAUUUCCACAAAGCUAAUAGUACUACAAUCAACGAACAUAACAUUCACCGAUCUUUAAAAAGACUAAAAUUUAAUUUAGGGCAAAAAUCAACAAAAACGAAGCAAACAAAUAAAAUAAUGACUAAACGUGCGUCUCACUCGAACUUUCUCGUUCGCUUCAGAUCGCACGGAACGAGAGUCGUAUAAGACGAGGAGAUUUGAAAUCCUAAACGCUCCGUGUACGGAACUCAAUGCCACAACGAAGGAACUUAAGUGACGGGGAGAGAUCUACGCGAUUGGAAUCGAGUCGAUUACUUCGAGCGUCGCUCCAUGUGCGGACGGCCUAAGUGACUUGCUGUUGCGUUUAGUAAAUUUCAAUUUCCGACUUAUUUCGUAUGCUUUAAAUGAUGACGCACGGGUAAAGAUUCUCGGACUCAACUGUAGAAGGAACCUCCCGUGAUAUAAAUUAUUAUUAUAUUUAUUGUAAGUAGUAUUGCCACAUGCCUUGGGGCAGGUCGAUACAGUGUUGAUGGUUGUAUGUAUUAAUAGUUCGAAUACUAGAUAAAGUAUAACGUAGUCAGAUGGAGCAGUAUUUAUUAUACCAAAUAACUAAUUAAGGACUAAAAGGUACUGCAUCCAACCACCAAACAUAUUUCCAUUAGAAGGCACCAGCUAGGUUAUUGUGUCCUUUUCAUUUCUGAUGGGCAAACUCAACGGUUUCUUAUGGAUUUUUGGAUGCUGAUUACGAAUUUCGAGGGUGAAUUUUGAUCCGAGUGGUCAAAAAAUUUUUAUAAACAAUUUAAUUGUUUAUAACGCUCUGGUUCAAUAUCGCUAUCGAUUAUACCGUAAUUUCUCCAUCCCUUGGGAAAGUUUUGUGAGGGAUGAACAAAAUUGAAUGCACAUUGCACAACAUCUGGAAUUUCUGGCCUCUGGUCGGUAGGAUCUUCUAUUGUGGCUGGAUGCUGGUUCCCUCUUUUCAAUUUCCUUAACUUGAGGUAGGUGUCCAAAAAAAUGAGGAUGAUUGUAACCAAGAUAUAUAUGGGUGAUAUCCACAAAUGGCUUUGGUCCGUUUUUGUAGGAAGGAUAGACUGGAAUCUUUCUUCUUCUUGUGUUAACUAAUGAAGUUCAUCUAAAGGGAUUGUCUCUAAUCUUAAGUGUUUGAUUAUUGGAUGUCCUUCAAUAAGUGUAGUUGUCUUAAUUUUUGGUUAUCUUAGCGGUUCCUCUUUGACCUAUUUUGACCAAUAUUGAAUGUCGAAUGACAAUGAAUUACCAUGUUUUAAAAAUUAUCAGUUAUCCGAUUCUGCUGACAAAAGUAUAAUUGCCGUUUGGGGAGCUAUGUAUAUGUUACGGUAAAAGUAGAUAAUUGGUAUAGAAUAGAAUAGAAUAGAAAUAUGCUUUAUUGUCACUGAAAAUUAUACAAAUUUUAUGGACAAAGCUUAAUAUAAAGUCAGAAAAAAUAAAUAAAUAAUAUCUAACAAUAACAAAUACAAUUUUAUGAAAUUUGAUAAAUCGUCAAUAAAAAAAAAAUACAAAAUAUAAGUUAAUAAAGUAAAGAAAAAAAAAACAAAACCGAUAUAUUGCAACAAUUUAUAGAAAUUGCAAAGUGAACAUACAACAAAGUAAACUAUAGACAUAGGAACUAAUAAGUUUAAGCUGCUGCAUGUGACACCCAAAUAUAGAUAAGUUUGGUUACUUGUACAUUACUGUAAUUUCUUAGUUAGUCAUUAAGAAACUCUUCUACUGAAUAAUAUGGUCUUUUAGAUAGAUGAGCUUUUGUCAUUUUACGGAACUUUGGGAAAGAUGUUGCAGAUUUGAGUUGUAAAGGAAGAUGGUUGUAUAGUUUUUUUGCGGAAUAUAAUAUAGAUUUCUUUACCAACUCAGAGAACGGGAUCGGUAAAUAGACAUCAAAAUUUGAAUUUCUGGUGGAGUAGUCAUGAUGAGGCCUUGCUGGAAAGACAUGCAUGUGUUUACGAAUUAAGCAAACAGUUUCUAAAAUAUAUAAAGAUGUAAGGGUUAAAAUUCCGUGAUCUUUGAAGUAACUUCUGCAAUGUGUUGUUCUUCUGAGGCCAAACAGAUACAUUAUUGUUCUUUUUUGUAAUUUAAAAAUAACAUCUAAUUGGGCAGCUGUACUAGAACCCCAAAAAGGAAGGCCAUAUCGAAGAUGAGACUCGAACAAGGAAAAAUAUGUUAGUUUAGAAGAUGCUAAAUUGAGUUCUUUCGAAACAGAUCUUAUAGCAUAGCAGGCUGAGGCGAGUUUCUUACUUAACAAAUUGAUAUGAAGGGACCAUUUGAGGUUGCUGUCUAAAAAAAUACCAAGAAAUUUUACAGAAUCAACGGUAAAGAUCUGGCUGUUAUUAACAAGCAGGGGUUGAAGAGCACUUUUAUAGGAUAAUGUUACUGUCUUAUCCACGUUAAAAGAGAGUAAAUUAGAGUCAGACCAGGUUUUUAUCGUAAGCAAAUCAGAAGUUAUAGUUUCAUGAAGAGAUGCAAUAGUUGAGUUGCUCCAAGUGAUACUGGUAUCAUCAGCAAAAAGAAAAAUUUUUCCAUCGAUUUUUAAGUUAGUGAUGUCAUUUAUUAAGAUAAUGAACAGUAGAGGACCCAAUACUGAACCUUGUGGUACUCCACAUACAAUGUUUUUGAGACUAGAGUCAGUAUCAUUUGCUCUAACUAGUUGUUUCCUAUUAUUCAAGUAAGAUUGGAACCAAUUCAAAGAAAUACCUCGAAUCCCAUAGAAAUUUAGUUUUUUAAUCAAAAUGUGAUUUACACAAUCAAAAGCUUUGGCGUAGUCACAGAAAACAGUGGCAGUAUAAAGAUUAUUGUUUAGUGCUUGGUAAACCUCAUGAAGCACAGAAAACAUGGCAUCAGUGGUACAUUUAUUAGUUAAAAAGCCGAACUGAUUUUGGGAUAAGAUGUUAUCAAUGAGAAAGGACAUAAGACGGGUUUUUAUGAGUCUCAAUAAUUUUUGAAAGUACCGGUAGUAAGGCAAUAGGUCUAUAGUUGCAAGCAUUAGAUUUUUCACCACCCUUAUGAAGGGGAAUAAUAAUGGCUAUCUUUAGGCACUCUGGGAAUUUGCCCCUUUCAAAGGAAUCAUUAAUUAGUGAGACGAGGAUUUCCAACACAUUUUUUGUGAGAUUUGAGAAGAUUUUUAUGGAUAGUCCAUCAGUACUAUAGGAUGAUUUGCUUUUGAUACUAUUGAUAGUUUGGAUCAGUUCAGAUGUAUCGAUUGGUCUUAUAAAGAAUGAAUUCGAGAACACUCCUGAAUUAGGGAGAUAAGAAAUGGGAUCUUUUUGUGGCAAAAUAGUAGAAGUUAUAUUUUUACUCACAUUAACGAAGUAUUCGUUUAGAUGUAGGUAAUUGUAUAAUGAUUGUAUACAAUAACCAAGGACCAGUGGCAAAAGUAAGUAAGAUGAUGAAAUGGCGAGGAUGAAGAAAAAACAGUAAAUUGCAACAGCUAUUCAAGAAGUGUGAUUUUUAUUGAACUAAAUUAAAAGCAAGAUAUAUUUUGUUUUACCUCAAUUGAGCUUUUUGCCUGAAUUACUACUACUACUACUUUAUUUGAUUAUUAUUUUGCAAUACAACUGUGUCGCCCUUCUAUACUACCCAAUUCGUAUAAUUCCUUUUAAACAAUCAUAAAAACAGCAUUUUUAGAAAAAACAUUUCCAGAAUCACUUUGUACCCUGUCAACAUCUGGCACUCUUAAUUUUACCGUAGGUAUCACCGACAUUACCAGGGGUAAAUGUCAAGUUUGAUGUUUUAAGCAUUUUCUUCGCUCGCUUUUCAAGACCUUCCUUUGCACGUGUCCAAAUUGCAACAGAAUCUCGCCUCUAUGAAAUUUGAUUAGAAAAUAGUUCUUCUAAAAUUGCUUUGGAUUCAUUUACUGAUGGUUGCUCAGGUUUUUCUGAUUCUUGUUCUAUUAGAAGCUCAUUUGGUUCAUCUACUUCUGCUUUUUCACGUUCUUCAGAAUCAAGACCUGACUGGGUUUAUUCUACCUGUUCUUCUACUUUUAAAACUUUUUCAGUUGAAAUAUUUUUUAGAGCAUCUUCUGGCAGUGAUGAAGUUUUGAAACCAAUUUUGGCAGGAACCCCAAACAUAGCUUCAUACGGACUGCAUUUGAUGCCAGAAGGGCAAGCUCGGUUCUUCGCGAAUUGUACAUAUCGAAGACCCUCUGACAACUUGUUUGUUUGGUCGCUUUCCAACCAGGAACUUGGUACAUUUUUAAUGUCUUUAUUCGCACAUUCAUUAUAUCCUUGUGACUGACUGUGUCUUGGCUUACAAUGUACUAUCUUCAAAUAUUUCCAUAUGGACUACAGUUCUUCCAUAAUUAGGUUGGAGAAUUUUCGUCCAUUGUCGCAUUGAAGAAUGGUAUUAGGAGCUCCAAAGGCACAAACUAUGUCAAGAAGAACUAAUGCAACUUCUUCUGCAUGUUUAGUUUUCAACGGCCGUAAUUGUACAAAUUCUGUUUAGUGACUUUGGUAGACAAAAAUGAACUUGAAUUAAUUAUAUGCUUGGGCUUGCAUAUCUAUCAAAUGUAUUUGACAUCUACUAUUCAUUUCUUUUUGGCAAUAUACUUAGGUUUCACUACUAAAACUUUUUUGGAACUUUAGAUUUUUUCUGGCAAGUUUCACAGUUAAGCCGAGUUAACUGUUUAAAACAUAUUUCGCACUUGUAGAGUUUGUCCCCAGUAUGUGUUCUCAAAUGAUUUUUCAAAAAAUAUGCUUGAUUAAACCGCAUGAAACAAUAGUCACACUCGUGACGUUUUUCUUCAGAGUGCACUUUCAAAUGUAUUUUCAAAUACCGCUCUUGAAAAAACUUCUUCUUCUUCUUAAGGUGCCGAGACCGUUUAUCGAUCGUUGGCUCUCAUGUUGCCCAGCAUAUUAACAAUCAUUGUCUUAUUUACAGCCGCACGAAAUAGUUCAGUGCUGGUUUUCCCAAACCAUUGGCGUAGGUUUUUAAGCCAAGAAGUUGUACGGCGGCCCACACUUCUUUUUCCCAUUAUUUUACCUUGCAUGACAAGGUGAAGUAUGUCAUAUUUGUCUGGGUGACGCAUUAUAUGACCAAAGUAUUCCAAUUUGCGCCUUUCAACCGUGUUCACUACUUCGCAACUUUUAUUCAAACGUUGCUAAACCCUUUCGUUUGUGACUCUUUCUACCCAACUGAUCUUCAGAAUACGGCGGUAGACCCACAUCUCAAAUGCUUCUAGGUUUUUUAAAAGCGAUUCUGUCAGGGUCCAUGCUUCAACCCCGUAAAGUAGUACUGGGAAUAUAUAACAUCGAACCAUUCUUAUGUGAAGUUCCAAAUUUAGAUCAUGACUGCACAGGAUUUUCUUAAAUUUCAUAAAACUUGUUCUUGCUUUGGCAAGUCUACUUUUUAUUUCUGUACUAGGGUUCCAGCUUUCAUUAAUAUGAGUACCCAGAUAUACAAUGUUACUCACUCGUUCAAUUGAGUCAUUACCGAUUGUUACGUUAUAGUUAUUAUUAUUUACGGCUGCCUGUUUACUAAUAACCAUAAACUUUGUUUUUCUUGCGUUGAGUUUGAGUCCAUAUAUCGCGCAGAAUGCCACCAUUCGGUUCAAUAACGCUUGAAGAUGUUCAAUUGAUCCUGUCAGUAACAAGGUGUCAUCUGCGUAUCUGAUAUUGUUCAUAAGCAUACCAUUAAUGAGUAUUCCCUCUUUUGCGUUUUCCAACACUUCAUUUAAGAUUGUUUCAGCGUAAAGAUUAAACAACAUUGGUGACAACAUACAGCCUUGUCGAACUCCACGCUUGAUUUUUACUUCUUCAGAGCACUGAUUCCCAACCCUAACACAUGCAGCCGGGCCCCAAUACAAAUUUGCGAUUAUUCUAAUGUCCCUACCGUCCAGACCAGUAGUUUUGAGAAUAUGCAGCAUUUUUUCAUGGCGAACUUUAUCAAAGGCCUUUUCAAAAUUAAUCGCGCACAUGAAAACGUCAUGAUUUACAUCUCUGCAUCUUUGAAUUAAAAAUUGGGUUGCGAAUAGUGCAUCACGCGUUCCAAGCCCACAGCGAAAACCGAAUUGAGUACUCGAGAUUCUUUCCUCAAUUUUUCUAUAUGUUCUUUGAUGAAUUAUUCUGAGAAAAAUUUUCAAUACAUGACUCAUUAGGCUGAUCGUGCGAUAGUCGCUGCAUUCUGUGGCUCUGUGUUUUUUUGGUAGUACAACAAAUGAGGAUUUAAGCCAAUCUUUAGGAAUUUUUCCGCUUUCGUAGAUUAAGUUGAAUAAUUUCGUAAGUAUCUUAAUGCCCUCGGUACCUAAAAGCUUUAGCGUUUCUACGUAAAUCCCAUCUGGUCCGAUCGCCUUGUCGUUUUUUGCGUUCUUUAUAGCGUAUUGCACUUCUUCCCUAGUUAUUGGAGGACCGCUCAUGUCAUCUAGCGUUUCUAGUUCGCUUCUUUCUGUUGUAGAUCGUUAAAAACCUCCUUCCUGUCCUUUUUCUAAUAAGAAGAGAACUGAUAUAUGAUAGACGUUAGACAUUUAUGUUAAGAGAUGAAUUUGUAUUUUUGUAGUAAUCCAAUAUAAUCGUAGGAAAUAAAGGAUAAAUAUGAAAGCAGCCUCUUUUAUUAAUUAGACUAGUUGAUGAUUGAAGUAAACAAAACUUUCAUCAUCGAAUAAUUCCUUUAUAUAUUCUGUCCAUCGUAUUAGUUGACCUUCGAUAUCGAUUAUAAUUUUUCCGUUUUUAUCCUCGAUUAGUGGAAGAUUACAUUUUUUAUUCAGUCCUGCAACUUCUUUCGGUUUUUUGUGCAUAUUGAAUGUGUCAUAGAUACGCUCGUAGUUCUCAAUUUCUUUACAUUGUUGUUUAUGCCACUCUGAUUUAGCUGAUCUUAUUUUUCUUCAAAUCAUACUGUUUAGCUUUUUGUAUUCUGUCAGAUUAGCAUUCUUAUAUUUUCUUCUUGCAUCCAUUAAAUUCAAUAUCUCUUCUGUCAUCCACAGUUGCUUAUUCCUACGCUGAUUUUCCAUUAGAUGAUCUUCUUGGACUUUUUCCAAUGUUUCUUUGCAUGACUCCCAUAAUUGUUCUUCUGAAUUUUUAUUUCCCAAUUUCUGAAACUGAUGUUCUAAUUUAUCGGUUACUAUUUCUUUCACUUCCGCAUGAAUGUUUAUCUUUGCUGAUCCUAGGAGAUAUUUUGGGUUUUUAAUCUUUUUAAAUUUAAGUAAUACUUUUCUUCUUCUUUAAGUACCGUGCCCAAAUUUUUAGGCGUGGGUAGCUUCCAUAACAAUUUGCCGAUAUCGUUCUCGAUCUUGUGCGGCAUGUAACAAUUGAUCUGCCGAUAAGCCAGUCCAUUGACGAAGGUUUCGGAGCCAUGAAUAUUUCUUUCGACCAAUUCCUCUUUUUCCGUCGAUCUUUCCAUUGAGUAUUAACUGCAGCAUCCUGUAUGUGCUACCUCUCAUUAUAUGCCCCAGAUAUUCAAGUUUUCUCUUUUUUAUCAUCUUCAUUAAGUCACCUUCGCCUUGACCUACUCUGUUAGAAAUGCGUUGAACCCAAGAUAUUCUGAGCAUUCUACGAUAUGACCACAUCUCAAAGGCUUCUAAUUUGUUCAUCAUGUUAACCUUCAUGAUCCAGGUUUCACGUCCAUAUAGUAAUACAGGAUACACAUAACAUUUUAGGAACUUGAUUCUUAGUUGUAAGUUCAGCUGAGAGUUGCUCAGAAUAGAUCUAAGUUUCAUAAAUGCUCCUCUUGCAAUUUCUAUACGAGUUUUAAUUUCUUCAUCCGGAUUUAGUGUCUCGUUUAUCCAACAUCCUAGGUAUUUAAAAUGGUUAACUUUUGUUAUUGAUUCAUCACUGACAAUUAGUUGCAUAGGGCCGACGUCUUGUUUACUAACCACAAGUAACUUUGUCUUUGUUGCAUUUAUGUUAAGUCCGUUAUUGGAGCAUUCUCUAGUGACUCGAUCUAUAAGGAAUUGAAGAUCUUCGAUGUUUUCAGCCAUGAUCGCGGUGUCGUCUGCAUAUCUGAUGUUGUUAAUAGUUUCACCCCCGAUUCGAACUCCACAUUGUCCUUCCAAGGCUUCAUUAAAAAUUAUUUCUGAGUAUACGUUAAACAAAGUUGGGGAUAACACACAACCCUGUCUGACACCUCUUUGAAUGCAAAUUUUGUCUGUUUCUUUGCCGUCUACCAGAAUAGAAGCUUCUUGAUUCCAAUAUAGAUGUUGUAAAAGUCUCAGAUCUUUAUCAUCUAUUCCAAUCAUUUCUAGAUAUUAAAACAACCUAUCAUGUUGAACUCUAUCAAACGCCUUCUCAAAAUCUAUAAAGCAGACGUAAAUUGGUUUCUGUACUUCCCAUGAUCGUUGAAGUAAUGUUAACAUUGAGAACAAAGCUUCCCUUGUUCCCAGUCCUUCUAUGAAACCGAAUUGUUUGUUUCCCAUUGUCUCUUCACAUUUCUGCUUGAUUCUAUUAAGAAUUAUCUUAAUAAGUAGCUUGAGAGAGUGGCUCAUGAGACUAAUUAGUCUAAAGUCUUUACAUUAUGAUGUAUUAGGCUUUUUUGGGAGUGGAAUAAAUGUAGACUCUAACCAUAUCUGUGGUAUCAUUCCAGUCUCGUAUAUAUGGUUAUAAAUGUUUGUUAGUUGUGAGACAUUGUCGUCAUCCAGAAGUUUGAGCCAGUCUGAUGGUACUUGGUCAGGGCCUGGAGAUUUCCCAUUUUUGCUCUGUUUGAUGGCUUUCUCUACUUCCGCUUUUAAAAUGCUAGGACCAGUAUUCGUAUACUUUGUGGUGUUAAGGGGUGGCCUCGUAUCCAGGAAGAGCUCUUUUAUAUAGUUAGUCCAUUCUUCCUUUUUUUCAUCCAAGUCGAGAAUUAUUUUACCUUUGGAGUUUCUCAUAAAGUGAGGAGUUCUUUUUCUCUGAGUGUAGGUAAUUUCUUUAAGCUUUUUAUGUAUAUUAAACUCGUCAUGUUUUCUUUGUAGUUCUUCCAUUUCACGACAUCUUUGUUCCAUCCAGUCCUCUUUUGCUCGCUUAACCUUGUACCUUAAGCGAGCAAAAGAGGACUGGAUGGAACAAAGAUGUCGUGAAAUGGAAGAAGUAAUACUUUAGCUGCUAGUAAGUUGUGGUUGGAGGGUACAUCCGCUCCUGGAUAUGUUUUGGAGGAUAAUAUAGCAUUUCUAUAUCUUUUUGAUAUACAGAUAUAAUCAAUUUGAUUGCUUACUAUUCUUCCACAAGUGUCCAUAGAUUUCCAGGUGUAAAGUCGUCGCUUAGGUAAGUCAAAAAAAGUGUUGGAUAUUACUAAUUGUUUUUCUACGCAAAAUCUUAUCAUUCUAUCUCCACGGUCGUUUCUCGUUCCUAAACCAAACUUGCCAACGAUAUCUUCUUCACUACCUCUUCCAACCUUGGCAUUUAAAUCCCCCAAUACAAUGUUUAUAUAUUGGCUUCCUGUGAGUGAUAAUAAAUAGUCUGCUUGAGACAAAUUUCACACUUGUAGCGUUUUUCCUCAAUAUGUGUUUACAGAUGUCUUGUCAAAACAUAUUCUUCUCUAAACUGCUUGAAACAAAUAUCACACACGUGAAAUUUUCCUCCAGUAUGUGCAAGACAAUGUUCUUUCAAAGUAAUUUGCUCAGAGAACGACUCAAAACAAGUUUCACACGUGUACGGUUUUUCUCCAGUAGGAGAAAGUGCGUUUCUUCUAUGCGUUCUUUAAUGUUCUUUCAGAUCUUCUGUAAAUUGCUCGAAACAAACAUCACACAUGCGGAGUUUUUCUCCAGUGUGUUCCAGCAAAUGUCUCUUAAAUUUACUUUGCUGGGCAAAAUGCUUGAAACAAAUUUCACAGUUGUAAGAUUUUUUCGCAGCGUGUGUUUGCCGUUUGCAUAUGACAUUUCAAACUACCUUUUUGAGAAAAUUCCUUAAGAGGCUACAGUAGCGAUCAACAGGUAGCAACAAACGCGUUUCAAGAUUGCGGCUGUAAUUUUGAAUAUUUUGUCGAGAUAUUUGGCACACAUAUUCGUAAUAUAAUAAAGAAUGGCGGUACAGAGCCCAAAUUUAGAAAUAUAUUAGUAUGUGGAAAUUACUCCGUAAUUAAAUACAAUAUUUAAAAAACGGGCCUGUACCGCCAUUAAGAACAAAAAAAAUAAACUUUCUUCAAAUAAACUUUUUUAUCCCCUGCCUAGAUUUUGUGUAAUCUUGGAACUACUAAAAUUUUUUUAUUUCUAACAAGAAAUAAAAGCAUAUUAUAACUAAUAACUAAUUAGGCAACAUAGAGAAAUUAUCACUGUCAUUUUGACAAACCUGCGUCAGAUUUUCUCUAAUCUGUUCUGUCAUCUUUAUCGAUAUCUGUUCAGUGCAGUAGUGUGUUAAUUUAAAAUUAUUGUUGUUUCAUAGGAAAGCAGUGCUUAUUAAUAGUUAAUUUAUUAUAUUUUUGUUGUUGUUUUAUAAGUUGUUGGUCUCUUUGUAAAAAUAGGUUGUUGUUAAUUGUGAGUUUUAGUUAUAUGUAGGUAGGUAAGUAUAUUUUACGUAAAAAUAUUUCGAAUUCUAAUGGAAGUAUAUAAAGUUUUAGGAGCAUUUUUUAGUCUAGAAAUAUUAUCAAUAGUUUAACAAAAUGGGAAAAGUUAAUCAAACGAAAAAUAAAGCGAAUCCUUCCAAGAAAAAGUCCAUUAAAAACCGUGCCAAAAUUAUGCGAACAUGGAAAUUAUGAACUAAAUAAAACACAGUCUUGUUUCGCUUCACAACGAAAUGAUUAUUUAUUAUUAUUAUUUCGUGCAAAUACCUAUGUUAACAUAAAAUUUUCACCCAUUUUGGUUUAUUUUUAUAAAUAUUUAUUUACUAAUAACAAAAUUGUUUUCUAUUACUUUCAUUUAGCGCACCUAUGAGUUAAAUUGUCAAAAUAUUAAUCUUAGAUAAUGUCAAAGAUUGCCACUGUUGCCAAAGUUUCACAGACCUUACGAAAAAAGGUAUGAUACUAUCUCACAAGUUGCUAGUGUGCGUUUUCAAAUGAUUGUUCACAGAAGUUUGAUAAGAAAACGGUUUAAAAAAUAUGCGACACUUAUAAGGUUUUCCAUCGCUAUGUAACACUGAAUGUAAUUAUAUAAAUAUCACCAUACGCGAGAUAUCGCAGGAUAAAAUUUUUGUUGAACAUAUAAAGGGAACUAGUCCAGGACUGGUUACCUUUAUACAAUAAUUCUUAUGGUGCCACCAUCCUUUGUUGUUUAUUAUAUUACUUCGAUUAGCUGUAAUACGUCUGUGCAUUAGUAGUCAUGCUGAUAUCUCUCUGAUGCAAGUACUGAAAGUAUUAAAUUGAGAAGAGAUAUUUAUUCUUAGCGUUGACCAACUAUUACAUUUUAACAAUGCCGUUAGAUAUAGGUUUUCACUUGUCAUAUAAUGUCAACUUAACCCGCUAUACUAUAAUGUAAGCGUUGUAUUUGAGAAUAAAAAAAUAUUAAUUAAAGUA